Molecule: messenger RNA, 1431 nt
Organism: Cryptomeria japonica (Japanese cedar)
Lineage: Eukaryota; Viridiplantae; Streptophyta; Pinopsida; Cupressales; Cupressaceae
Product: fatty-acid-binding protein 1
Exons: 4
Coding region: 184-1062 (292 amino acids)
Molecular function (GO): intramolecular lyase activity
Source: RefSeq, a predicted model, not a curated record
GGGGGAGGGGGAGGGUGUAGAUUGGUGCCAAGCUGCACGGAAUGAAGCAGCACCGUCUACACAAGCUGUAAAAUCUUCUUGUCCACACAAGAUGGGGUCUCGUUUUCACCGAUCUCUAACCCAGUCAUCAUCUUUAUAAAACUAACAACACAAGAACACAUUGCUCUGUAUCAGUCAUAAACAAUGGCCUCGUUAAAAUUUCCUUCUCUUCCAACACUACCUUCAAAACCCAUUUCUAAUCACAAUUUUAAGAGGCAGUUAGCAGUGACUUUAAGUGUGGGAAUUGGACUAGGUUUGGCUGUGGCUCCCCAGCUUGCCAAGCAAAGAAGGUGGCUGGCAAAGAAUCUUUGGGAGGCUUACACUGAUGAGAAAACAAGGAGAAGCAGCUCUGGUUAUCUUUGGGGUUCCCUGGCGUGCAUGUCUUUGUCAGCUGAGGUUGCCCACAGUGACAGCACGAGGGUGGAACCCAAUACAGGUGUUUCUUUCCCAUCUUCUUUGGAUGAGACCAAGCAACUGGCUGGAGUUGGAGUAAGGAGGAAGAGUAUUUUUGGCCUUAAGAACAUCAAUGUAUAUGCUUUUGGAUUGUAUGCAGAUGAGCCCAGUCUGAAGGAAAAGUUAGUUGACAAGUAUGGAAAGCAAUCAGCAACAGAAUUGAAAGAAAAUAAAGAAUUUUAUGAAGAUGUUAUUGGAAAUGAUCUGGGGUUGAUGGUGAGGCUGGAGAUUGUCUAUCGUAAAUUAAGUAUUGGUUCAGUGCGUGGUGCCUUUGAAGAUUCAAUUGGGAGUCGGCUUCAGAAAUUCAGUGGAACCGAGAAUAAGGAAUUACUGCAGAGAUUCACUUCUCAAUUUAAAGAUGAUUACAAGCUACCACGUGGCACAAAAAUAGAUAUCUCUAGGCUUCCUGGUCAUAUCCUACAGACAAAGAUUGAUGAUAAAGAGAUUGGUAGCAUUCAGAGCAAGCUAUUAUGUCAGUCUUUGUUUGACCUCUAUAUUGGAGAAGAUCCACUUGACAAGCUGGCGAAAGAAGAAAUUAGAUCGGGUUUAGCAUCCCUUCUGACCCAGUAGACGUGUGCCUUUUGCUUCUCUAACCCAGGAUAAAGCAAUGUUCCACUUGCUAUGAAAAUGUAAUGUGUUUGACUUUGAAAAGUAAGCUGCAUUUUCUGGGGACAUGCAAGCAGUAUGUAGGUUCUGGUUUUUUCACCGGUUUUAGAUGAAGAAGUAUCUUACUGGUCUUUACAACAUUGACAGGGAACUUAGACAUGGUUCAACCUAUGUUUAUGAGUGACUUCCUAAUAUGAUUAAAUGUUUAUCAAAUUUUUAUUGCCUUUCACCACAAAGUGAAGGGAUAAAAUGUUGUAUAUUUUUGUCAGUCAUUUGUUGGCAGAGCUUAAAAAACAUAUACAAAGCUUCUAGUGCAGACAGUUCUACUGCCCA